AUUACCACAAGGGAGGACGUGAACUCCAAGCAAGCAACAAGCAUCAAGACUGACCUUGAGCCCGAAGCUUUCAGACCAAACCUCAGUGACCCUAGCCAGCUUCUACAAACUGACCAAAUAGAAAAGCUCACAAAGCACCUCCCACCUCGCACAAUUGGCUACCCAUGGACACUUGUGUACAGUACAGCAAAACAUGGAAUGAGUCUGAAGACUCUGUACAGGACAAUGCUGGGAUUAGACACUCCUGUCCUCCUGGUGAUUAAAGACAGUGAUGCCCAGAUUUUUGGAGCAUUAGCAUCAGAGCCAUUUAAAAGUGAGUGAUUGCUUCUAUGGCACUGGGGAGACUUUCCUGUUUACAUUUUGUCCUGACUUUCAGGUGUUUAAAUGGACAGGAGAUAAUAUGUUCUUUAUCAAAGGUGAUAUGGACUCACUAGCAUUCGGUGGAGGAGGAGGAGAGUUUGCGCUAUGGCUGGACGGAGACCUUUACCACGGGAGAAGUCACUCGUGUAAAACCUUUGAAAAUACUACACUUUCUAAGAAAGAAGAUUUCAUUGUCCAAGACAUUGAAAUUUGGGCAUUCGAGUAA
Molecule: messenger RNA, 586 nt
Organism: Staurois parvus
Lineage: Eukaryota; Metazoa; Chordata; Amphibia; Anura; Ranidae
Source: the annotation of a GenBank genome assembly